Messenger RNA from Penicillium roqueforti, 735 nucleotides. RefSeq lists its product as uncharacterized. Bases 1 to 735 code for a protein of 244 amino acids. The transcript has a single exon. Lineage: Eukaryota; Fungi; Ascomycota; Eurotiomycetes; Eurotiales; Aspergillaceae. The record is from RefSeq and is a predicted model, not a curated record.
AUGGAGCCAAGACCAACCAUCAAAUUCAAGUUGAAUGGAGUAUUGAGAUCUGGGGCUGAAAUCGAUGACUUGGAACUCCAAGCUUGCUAUCGCGCUCUCGACAACCUGCGGAGCUUAUUGUUUCAAGCACCGAUGCUGGACCUUCUGAGAGAGCAAAUCAAGGAAGGAGACCGCUAUUUCGAAUCGCUGAUUCGAGCCUCUUGGGGGAAAUUCAGAGAAUGCAGAACAUUUAUGAAAGUGGCCGGUGUCUCGGCGACAGAGUUGAGAACACUCUGCAACCGCUGGCAACUCUCCAAACCCCUCGAAGACAUGGCACGAAGGAUUGUAUUCCCAACGCACCCAGAGAACUAUGCGAUUAUGCAUUCCCCAGGAGCUCCCGUCAGAAGUGGGCCAGACUGUGGGGUGGAGGUCAUCGGGGACCACAUGGCGAAGGUUCGAUUUGUGGAUCUCAUGGUAAGCGGGGAGAUUCCCAGGUGGAUGUCGGCGCAGCGAGAUGACAGUUAUGAAAUGGCGGAGUACUUGGUCGCGAAACUUGAGAGUGGGAGCAAGUUUUUCUAUAUUAUGAACGAAUUCAUGGAUACCGAGGGUGGUUGCAGGAUCAAGCUGCGGGCCUUUUUCCCCUCUGCUUCGCCAUGGUCAUUGAUCAAUCAACACGCCGAGCAUCUUGCGGUCGAGUUUCGAAAUCUUCUCCGAAUCGUCCAUGAGACCCUUGAGGAACUUGAAGACAGCUAUUGA